Messenger RNA from Mycosarcoma maydis (corn smut), 1071 nucleotides. RefSeq lists its product as uncharacterized. Bases 1 to 1071 code for a protein of 356 amino acids. Gene Ontology annotation, cellular component: mitochondrial inner membrane. Gene Ontology annotation, biological process: mitochondrial phosphate ion transmembrane transport. Gene Ontology annotation, molecular function: phosphate transmembrane transporter activity. The transcript has a single exon. Lineage: Eukaryota; Fungi; Basidiomycota; Ustilaginomycetes; Ustilaginales. The record is from RefSeq and is a predicted model, not a curated record.
AUGGCUACCACUACGACUGCAGGAUCGCGAGAUUCGCCGCUGCCACCCAUCUCAGAAGAGCAAGUCAAGAGUCGUCUGGGCAUCAAUGAUGGCGCCUCUUCGUCCAACUCGUCUGCAGGAUACAAGAUGGCGCCCGGCGCCUUGACUCCUGCCUUUGGCCUUGGUGACUAUGCGCGUUUCUUCGCCUCGGGUGCGCUUUGUGCUACCCUUACCCACGGAGCCAUGACUCCAAUCGACGUCGUCAAGACACGUAUUCAGCUCGAACCCAAGGGAUCCAAGGAGACCAUGCUCUCCAUGGGACGCAAGAUUGUCUCUACCGAAGGCCCAGCUGGGCUUCUUACUGGCUUUGGCCCCACUGCUGUCGGUUACCUCAUCCAAGGCGGUGCCAAGUUUGCUGGAUACGAGUUUUUCAAGAAGAAGGGGGUGGACUGGGCUGGCAGCCACGAAGCCGCUCAACAGUACCGUCAGGUCAUUUACUUGGGUGGUGCCUCGGCUGCAGAGGUGAUUGCAACCACCUUGCUCACCCCGCUCGAGGCUGCUCGAAUCCGUCUUGUUUCCGAACGAGGCUACGCAAAGGGUCUCGUUUCAGCCAUCACUCGUAUGGGCGCCGAAGAGGGUUUGGCUGGAUUCUACGCCGGCUACGCACCCAUCCUGUGCAAGCAGGUGCCUUACGCCAUUGGUCAAUUCGUCACCAACGAAUGGGCCCACACCGUCGUUGACUCCACCGUCUCGAAAGAAGAGCGCGCAAAGUAUGGCAAGGCUGGCGAGGUUACCGUUCAGCUCGGUUGUGGUAUGGUUGCCGGUGUCGCUGCCGCCGUUCUAUCUCAUCCCGCCGACACCCUGCUGAGCAAGAUCAACAAGGGAGGAGGAGGAAAGGGCAGCGCCAUGACCAAGCUCAUCCGCUUGGCAGGCGAGACUGGUCCUGUCGGUAUUUGGGCAGGUCUAGGCACAAGGGUGCUCAUGACCGCUUUCCUCGUCAGUGGUCAGUUCUUGCUCUAUGCGCAAAUCGGACAGCUGAUCGGCAAGCCUCCCGGUAUCGAGAUCCGAUCCGACAGCGAAAAGCAGCAAUGA